Molecule: messenger RNA, 2243 nt
Organism: Scophthalmus maximus (turbot)
Lineage: Eukaryota; Metazoa; Chordata; Actinopteri; Pleuronectiformes; Scophthalmidae
Gene: fdxr
Product: ferredoxin reductase
Exons: 12
Coding region: 331-1821 (496 amino acids)
Biological process (GO): ubiquinone biosynthetic process
Cellular component (GO): mitochondrion
Source: RefSeq, a predicted model, not a curated record
UCCCACGGACCCGGGUGGGUGUAACACGAGGCUCAGCCUUGGAAGCAGAAACGUCUGUUUUGGUUGAUUUUGCUUGUAGAUUUAUGUCAACGUUUAUAUUUGUUCUGUCGUUUGGCCUUAAUGCAAAUAGCUGUUAGCAUUGGGCGAGUUGACACAGCCCAGGACACUGAGGACAGCUCAGUCCCACCGGCCGCCACAGCAGAGGCAGCUAUGUGCAGCUGGAAACCGACCCCCCCCCCGGGAAACAACACGCGGGAUUGAACUAACCUCUCGGUUUAAAGCCGAGUCGAGCCGAAAAGCGUGUCUGCACCCAGGGCAACGGAACAGACCAUGAACGGCCACAAAUUGCUGUUCUCCAAGCUGAAGUGGUGGACCUCAGGGAGAAGCAGAUGGCUAGGUCCCCUUCGUGAUGGUGUAAGCGGAUGUGGAUCAGCAUCCUUUUACUCCUGCGGCCCAAGGGUGUGUAUCGUCGGAAGCGGCCCAGCAGGUUUCUACACGGCGCAGCAUUUGAUCAAGGCCCGCCAAGAUGUCGAGGUGGACAUAUAUGAGCGCUUGCCUGUCCCGUUCGGCCUGGUCAGGUUCGGAGUGGCCCCCGAUCAUCCUGAAGUCAAGAACGUGAUCAACACAUUCACACAGACGGCCAAUCACUCGCGCUGCAGUUUCUAUGGUAAUGUGAACGUGGGGAAGGACGUGAGCGUUGAAGAGCUGCAGCGAGCCUACCAUGCAGUCGUGCUGAGUUAUGGGGCAGAGGGGAACAGAAGACUGGGGGUGCCAGGAGAAGACUUGGCUGGUGUUUACUCUGCCAGAGACUUUGUCGGCUGGUACAACGGGCUGCCCAGCUGUCGAGAGCUGAGUCCGGACCUGAGUUGUGAAACCGCUGUCAUUCUGGGACAAGGUAACGUGGCCCUGGACGUAGCAAGGGUCCUGCUAUCUCCCAUUAACAUGUUAAAGAAGACCGAUGUGACGCAGCCAGCUCUGGAGGCUCUAGCUGAGAGCCAGGUCCGCAGGGUGCUGAUUGUUGGCAGGAGAGGACCAAUACAAGUAGCUUGCACAAUCAAGGAGCUGAGAGAAAUGGUGAACCUGCCGGGCACCAGACCCGAGAUGGUGGCGGCGGAUUUUGAGGGGGUCACGGAGGCUCUGAAAGAUGUGCCAAGGCCCAGGAAGCGUCUGACGGAGCUGAUGUUGAAGACGGCCCUGGAGAUCCCUGGGGAGAAGGAGCAGCAGAGGCGGAGCAUGGCCUCCCGCACAUGGGGCUUUCGAUUCUUCCGGAGCCCGGUCGAAGUCCUCGCCGACCCCGGGAGCAACAGGACGGCUGGCGUCCGACUGGCGGUCAACAGGCUGGAGGGUUCAGGUGAGGGAGGGCGUGCCGUGCUCACGGGAGAAGUGGAGGAUGUGAGCUGCGGCCUGGUCAUCAACAGCAUCGGCUACAAGAGCCUCCCCAUCGAUCCAUCAGUGCCGUUUGACUCCCGCAGGGCUGUUGUCCCGAACAACAUGGGCCGCGUUCAACAAGCCACAGGUCUGUAUUGUAGUGGCUGGCUGAAAACUGGCCCCACUGGGGUGAUAGCCACCACCAUGAACAACAGUUUUGACACUGCACGAUCUGUAGUGGAGGACAUGGACUCGGGAACGCUGGAUGUAUCCGCCGCCAAGUCUGGUUCACAAACCAUCAGUGCUCUGCUGGAAGAGAGAGGAGUGAAACCAGUGACUUUCUCAGACUGGGAGAAGAUCAACCAUGCGGAGAUGAGGAAGGGUGAAGCCGUGGGAAAGCCUAGAGAAAAACUACUGACUGUGGAGGAAAUGCUCCAGGUGGCUCGAGCAUGACCGAGGAAGAGAAAAAGCGCAUUCUGGUAAACACGGGACACUGUGUAAAGGUUGUAGAAUGAUACGACCUUAGUGACUGACCACCAAGGGCACAGAAAAGAAAUUGCAUUACAAGCACUCAACAUGGAUUCACUUUGUACAGAUGGCACAUUAAAAUAGAUUUGGUUCUGUAGUGUCUUUUAGUUUAUUUCCUCAUUCAACUCUAUCGAACGAACACUGAAAGACUGAGUUGGUGUUUCCUGUUGCACUAAAAUAAAAUGUUGAUGGACGCUAUUAGUUAUAAAGGUAUGUACUGUAAUUUACUGUAUGUAUGCUAAAGACUGAAAUCUAUUUAGUAGAUGAAAUAUAUACACUUCAUAUAAUCAUAUUUGACCAUCGUGAAUAUCUUUUACACAAAAUAAAAUGUGAUUUAUAUCCUUUAA